AUGGCACCUACACUCCCACAUUACCUUCUUGUGCUUCUAUUCCUGGGGGUGGCAUCUUACACCACUCCCUCUUUUGCUGGUCAUGAGGAAUUGUCGAAGUACCACGGUAAUCUUCACAAGAAACUGCUGUCGAUGACGCCGUCGACUUAUGGACAUGAUGCUCGCCAAAUUGUGGCCGAGGAGAAUCGGAUGUCUGAACUCAAACCUGAUUGUUUACCCGAGCCAAAGCCUGGUCAUCAACCUGAGCCUAAACCUGGGCACAUGCCAAAGCCUAAGCCCGGACAUAUGCCCAAGCCCAAACCUGGACACAUGCCCCAGCCUAAGCCUAACCAUCCUCCCAAGCCUAAACCUGGUCACCAACCCGAGCCAAUGCCCGGACACAAGCCCGAGCCUAAGCCUGGCCAUCCUCCCAAGUCUGAGCCUGGUCAUUUGCCCGAGCCGAAACCCGGACACAUGCCCGAGCCUAAGCCUAGUCAUCCUCCCGAGCUUAAGCCUGGUCACAAGUCCGAGCCCAUUCCUGGACACAUGGGUGAGCCUAAACCCAGUCGCCAAACCGUAACCUAA
Ananas comosus (pineapple) is the source of this 564-nucleotide messenger RNA. RefSeq names its product procyclic form-specific polypeptide B-alpha-like. NCBI's taxonomy places the organism in Eukaryota, Viridiplantae, Streptophyta, Magnoliopsida, Poales, Bromeliaceae. The transcript has a single exon. The record is from RefSeq and is a predicted model, not a curated record. The coding region runs from base 1 to 564 and encodes 187 amino acids.